AUGGAGCAGUGCAGCAGCAAUGUGGAGGAUUUCUCUGUGAAUGUGUUUUCUGUGACUCCCUGCCAGUCUCAGGCUCCAAGAGUCCAGGUGUCAGAUGGGGACAAAGCCGGGGCCACACUGCUAUUUUCCGGUGUCUUUUUGGUUCUGGUCGGCAUAACCUUCACCGUGAUGGGCUGGAUUAAAUAUUAUGGAACCAGUGACUUGGAAUGGACGCAGCUGCUGGGGCCAAUUCUACUUUCGGUGGGAGUUACGUUUGUUCUCAUUGCUGUCUGCAAGUUCCGAAUGCUAACUUGCAAAACCUGCAAACAAAUCAAUGAGAGUGCUGUGGAGACUGAGCAAACUCCUUGUGGUCAGUCAUUUGUCUUUACUGGGAUUAAUCAACCUAUAACUUUCCACGGAGCUACAGUUGUCCAGUAUAUUCCACCCCCAUAUGCAUCUCCUGCGCAGGAUGCUGUUGCUAUCAACACAACCUGCUUGCCUUCGUUGAACAACACACAGAGCACUAAUCCACCAAAUGGUGCUACCGGAGCAACCCCUUGCCCUCCUCAGUACUACAGCAUCUACCCCCUGGACAGAGCAGCUUUUACAGGAGAUGAGAAUUGCCCACCCUACCAAAGGUUAGGCAAUGAAACAAUCAGGUAA
This is a messenger RNA of Amblyraja radiata (thorny skate), 642 nucleotides long. RefSeq names its product transmembrane protein 174 (gene tmem174). The record is from RefSeq and is a predicted model, not a curated record. Bases 1 to 642 code for a protein of 213 amino acids. NCBI's taxonomy places the organism in Eukaryota, Metazoa, Chordata, Chondrichthyes, Rajiformes, Rajidae. The transcript has a single exon.